Messenger RNA from Vicia villosa (hairy vetch), 825 nucleotides. RefSeq lists its product as uncharacterized. The record is from RefSeq and is a predicted model, not a curated record. Bases 1 to 825 code for a protein of 274 amino acids. Lineage: Eukaryota; Viridiplantae; Streptophyta; Magnoliopsida; Fabales; Fabaceae. The transcript has 4 exons.
AUGACGAAGGAGGAAGCGAGGGAGAUGCUAAUUGAGGAGCUUGAGGUUGAUCUUGAGGACGCGCUUAAGGAGGUGGAGAGGACCCGCGGGGCACAUGUGAGGUUUCACUUGUUGGCGCGACAGUACGAGGCCAAGCUACUUGUGGCACAAGCUACUACUGGUGACGAGGCAUGGGCACCCAACUGUUUGUGGACACGAGCUCGUUCUACACAGACGUCGUUUACCUGCGGUACUUAUCGGAUACUCCACGUGUCCAUGAUUACAAUUGGGGAGCGGCUACACUGGCGUAUAGCUACCAUAGACUCAGAUAGGGAUGCCUGUGGAAGUCAAGGACCGUGGCUGGAAAUUGUACCCUUUAGUGAGUCGGAUAUUACAGCACUUCCCAAACAUUAUUGGUUGGGAGAGGUGCCGGAGUACACUGAGGUCAUGUCGCGUGCUAGAGCCUUUAUCCCCCUAAGAGGGAACCAGGUGCCAGAUCCUUACAGAUUCUAUCUUGACCGCAUGGGUGCCGAGGACGACCGAUACGAAUCUUAUGCUGAUCACCAGUGUGUCAUGCGCCAGUCCGGCUACCAGCAGACGAUACCUCGCCACCCUUCUAUCUCCGCUCCUAUCGCCAUGACUCAUCGACAGCUAGAUGAUGUCUUUGUAGACUUUGAGCAUCACAUGGUUCCUGACGAGGCUCGGGCGACCAAAUCAGAUGUAGACUGGAGUUGUGUCGACGGGUACAUCACUUGGUACUAUAGGGUGUCAUACCCAUACUUGAUUCCCACUGCACCGAGAUCACCACCCAGACCAGCCCAUGAGGAAAUUUUGCAGACUCAUUAG